Molecule: messenger RNA, 933 nt
Organism: Penicillium taxi
Lineage: Eukaryota; Fungi; Ascomycota; Eurotiomycetes; Eurotiales; Aspergillaceae
Exons: 2
Coding region: 1-933 (310 amino acids)
Biological process (GO): proteolysis
Molecular function (GO): serine-type peptidase activity
Source: RefSeq, a predicted model, not a curated record
AUGUCUAUUGAAACACCCCUCAUCACUGUAUAUAAAGAGAUCAAUGGUAGCAUCAUCGACAUCCAUGGCGGUGCCUUCAUGCUCGGCCAUUCACGCAUGAUCUCAAUGUCCCAGGUGGACGACUGUCUCGCCCGUGGCUGGAUCGUGCUAGCUCCGAAUCACCGGCUUUGUCCCGGGGUGAAUCUGCUUGAGGGUCCAAUGCAGGAUAUCCGUAGCUUACUAGCCUGGGUGUAUGAAGGUCACUUAGAUAACUUUCUGAGCGAGCAAGCUCAACCAUUCAGAGCCGAUUUGGACAAUGUGGCUGCGUUUGGGACUUCUUCUGGUGGUCAUUUAGCCUUGAGUUUAGGCUUUGAUACGCCCAAAACACCCAAGGCAAUCCUCUCUCUCUACGGCUCUGUUCACUUCACAGAUCCUUUCUGGAAACAGCCUCUUCCUCACGUCAGUGCAAAACUUCCUCCUCUUGACCCUGCCUUUCUGGAAAGGGUGUACGAUGAGGUCCCUAUUCCAACAGAUAGUUCUGUUUCCCUAGAGGGACAGUCUGAAUCUGGUCUUUCUAAGGGUCCGGACUUCUCAAGACCUCGUGACGCAUUCGCCUUUACACAGAUUGCAGCGGGGACAGUCCUUUCAGCCGUCUACCCCGAGAGUCGUACUACAGACCCAGAUAUGCGACUCGUUGACCCAGUGCAGAAUAUUUCGGGUACUUUCCCGCCGACUUAUGUCGUACAUGGAAUGGCGGAUACUAUGGUCCCUAUUUGGUUGAGUCGCAUUUUGCUGGAGAGAUUGAAGGCUGCUGGGGUUGAAAGUGGAAUGACUGAGGUUCCUGGCGAGGAACAUACUUUUGCGGCUAUGAUGAAGGUUGGUUCUAAGACUUGGUGGUUGCAGAGGAAGGGAUUUGAUUUCCUAGAGCGAUUUAUUGGAAGGGGACCACUAUAG